AUGCCUAGUCUCAGCUUGGCAUCCAGACCAGCAUGGCUUCCAUCGCCUAACUUCCUUGGCAUCGUGGUCGCUCGGUAUAAUGAGCCCCUCAAUCCGUGGGCUGAGGUGGCAUCAAACACAUAUCUGUAUGCCAAAUCCAAUAUAACACAGUCCAGCGACAACGUCUCACAUGACUCGUUCCGCCUUUACGAGCAACUUCCCAACGCUGGCCGCGAGGGGCAAACCUACUGCCACCAUAUCUACUCCCACUACGACGCAUUGGAACCAAUUGUCAUCUUUUCCCAAGCAGCACCUUUUGACAUGAUCGGGCCGGAAACAAAUUCAACACAAGAGCUCGUGGAAAAGGCUCUGCAGACCCCAGAGUCCGAGUAUGAUCCAGUGACAAUUUACAACCACGAUCUUCUUCACGAUCUCGCUGAAUGGAAGAAAAUCAACUGGUCUUCUCCGGAUGAGUCGUAUUGGAUUACACCAAAUCAGCUCAAGUCACUGACCUAUGCGCCGUAUGAUAUGGCGACUUUCUGGGAAACGAUGUUCGGUGUGGAUCACCCUGCUGCGGUUAGAGUUCUGCAUGGUGCGAUCUUUGCGGUGAGGCGAGAGGCUAUUUUGCAGCACCCGAAGGAUCUCUACAGGGAGUGUUUGGAUCAAUUUGUCACGGCCGGGAAGGGAGCUGUUAACCCCGAGGUGGGCUUCUUUAUGGAGCGAAUUUGGAUGGCAUUGUGGAGCAAGAAAUUUUGGCUGUCAGCAUAG
Penicillium canescens is the source of this 747-nucleotide messenger RNA. RefSeq lists its product as uncharacterized. The record is from RefSeq and is a predicted model, not a curated record. The transcript has a single exon. The coding region runs from base 1 to 747 and encodes 248 amino acids. Lineage: Eukaryota; Fungi; Ascomycota; Eurotiomycetes; Eurotiales; Aspergillaceae.